CUCUGUAGUCCAAGCAGCAUUGCUACGCUGGAUCGGAGAAGCGUACAAUCGACGAUGCACUAGUCUAAAGAUUUGCAGGAAAUUUUGGAAUUAUCAGGAAGAUUCUAUACACCGACAUCAUGCUCGAAUAUGGCUGUUGAAUCGACAACCAUCAUCAGUACGAACAAGGGUAGCAGAAAAGCUUCAGGUUGCGAUUGUCGCGGCGGAUGCGCUACCGCCAGGGUCGCGCCGCAUCUCGCUUCGACAUCAUGGACGCGUCCCUCAAUGUUGGCCAGCCUUGCAUUACGCCUCUACUGUUUCCGCCAACUUUGACCUUGCAACGCCAAAUUCCGAUGGCUUUCGCGGUCGUACCUCCUCCUCUACACGUUUCGUAAAAGUAAAAAUCCACAAUGGUGCGAUUGCUGGUUCCUGAAGGCGAGGGACAACUGCCCUCCCUUCUCAAACCGCCUCCCGCCAUUGCCACACAAAGCGACCUCAUCGCAGCACCAUGGAGAGGUUGUGUAGGCGCUGCGGUCGUUACUGGCAGCCUGGCUCUUGUCGGCCGCUCCCGACCUGGCGUGUUUCUCAAGUCCGCCGCCUUUAUCAGCGCCGUAGACCUUACCUGGACAGCAUCUGGGAUAUACGGGCGCCAUGAAUUGAAUCGAGGUGUGUUCAAUAUGGAGAACAUACAACCCAAGCCUGGCAAGCUAUGGGAACAGACAAAGCAUUGGACUUCUGAAGAUAUGGCAUUGGUUGGUGGAGCACUAGGAAUAUUCAUGGCAUUGAAUCCGCGGGCUUUGCCAGGUGCCUAUGGUUUCUCACGAUUCUUUGGAGCGGCUAUGGUUGGAUCUGCGCUUAACGUCAAGGUCAGCCAAUCCGUGGAUAGGCUCAAAUAUCCCCCAACACUCCUCCAGCUCUUCGAUCAGACGGUUACUACGGCUCGACAAAAGGAAUAUGAAAAGCUACAGAACGACGAAAGGGCCAAGGCAUCCCUCUCUCGAAUCGGCAAACUCGCACUCUGGUACCACUCAUCUUCGUUAAUGGGAGUUCUCCGCAGCCCUCUGCAAAUUGGGGCAAUGGGUGACAUGCCUGGUGGACCGAUUCAAGUGGGGCAUGGAGGGAGUUCCGGGCCUGGUGGUGGCUCAUUGGCUGCACUAAAAGCUGAAAUGGAGAGAGAAACUGUCAUCCAGAUCCAGUUUAAAGAAAACGAACUUGAAGGACCUGAUGUGGAAAACGGAUAUCGUGCGUACAAGGACGAUCUCAAGUCACGAGAUGCGAGCAAAGUACAGGAUUGGUUAGAGCAAGUCCAGGCUCUCAAAAAGCAGGUGGGCGCCGAGCUGCAAUAUGUUUGGCCGCACCUUGCGCAGAGAGAAGAUGAGUUUUACCAACAUGUGCAGGAAGACAGGGAGAAGGAUAUCAUUCGUCGAGAACUACAGCUGCUCAACAACAUGGCUUCUGAUCUGGUAGUUCGGUAUGCGGCCCUUGAGUAUCAUGAAUACGAUGCGCAAAAGCAACUACAACAGGUUACACAAGCAGGCUCCAUGGGCACAGAGCUAGAUGUAGUUUUCCAGGACGUCACAAAGUCGUACAAAACGCCCCAACAUCCAGCUGAAGAUAUCCAAAUGAGCUAUCACGGUCCGAGAACUGUAACGGAACGAAUACGCACAACCUGGUCAAGACAAAAGGAGUUACUACGCCAUCUGGACCAUAGUAUCACCCGGGUUAGAGCCUUCGAGCCCGAGGAAGGGACUCAUGUCGCUGAGCACGUCAAGCGUCUUGUGCAGGAUGCCGAGAUGAUGGGACGGAACAUCGAGGCCACUGAGCGAUUGUUGCAAUGGUUUGAGGAGCAAGUACGACAGGCUGAUGAGGUAGGAAAAGACGAUGCUCGUCGAGACGGAGCUUGACCGAGGUCCCUUGAUUCCUGAGCGAGGACUUCCUUCGUUCUGCAUGUCGCAUGACGUUGCAUGCUUCCAACAAUCAACGUUACGAUGGCUGAAUCCUGUCAAGGCGCGCGCGUCGAUAACAUUCAGCUCUUCCGAGGUCAUUUGAAGUCAGACACGCAGCAUUUGCAGUACAUAAGAUGUAGAAUGAUAUGAGCAUAUUAGCGAAGCAUCGUCCCAAUUCGAUAACUGUCCUGCUUAUGAAAACAUCAUAGGUAGGAUGAAUAUGUAUUGUGGAGAAGACAGGUGAAGAAAUAGCCACACAGUAUGCUCUAGAUGGCUCAACCAAUUAGCGAGCGCUCAUGUUUGCUGGAUUUUCGGAUAGAGUUGUGAAUCAAUUGUUCGUGACCAGCUAUGUACAAGAUGGGUAGCGAACG
Molecule: messenger RNA, 2296 nt
Organism: Alternaria alternata
Lineage: Eukaryota; Fungi; Ascomycota; Dothideomycetes; Pleosporales; Pleosporaceae
Exons: 3
Coding region: 390-1883 (497 amino acids)
Source: RefSeq, a predicted model, not a curated record